CUCCUCUGAUUCUAAAAGCCCAGGGAUGAAGCAGUUGUCAGCAGAAACUGUCCGUCUCCUUUCAAGUUCUCAAGUGAUCACGUCAGUUGUCAGUGUAGUGAAGGAGCUGAUAGAGAAUUCCUUGGAUGCCAAUGCCACAAGUAUUGAUGUUAAACUGGAGAAUUAUGGGUUUGAUAAGAUAGAGGUGCGAGACAAUGGUGAUGGCAUCAAAGCUGCUGAUGUUCCAGUUAUGGCAGUUAAGCAUUAUACCUCAAAAAUAAGCUGUCCUGAGGAUCUUGAAAGCUUGACAACCUAUGGCUUUCGUGGUGAAGCCUUGGGAUCAAUUUGCUGCAUAUCUGAGGUUUUGAUCACAACAAAGACAGCUGCUGAUGAUUUUAGCACCCAAUACGUCUUGGACAGCAGUGGACAUGUAACUUCUCAGAAGCCUUCUCAUCUUGGGCAAGGUACAACUGUAGCUGCACUGAAGCUGUUUAAGAAUCUUCCCGUAAGAAAACAGUUUUACUCAACAGUUAAAAAAUGUAAGGAGGAAUUAAAAAAAAUCCAAGAUCUUUUGAUGGCGUAUGGCAUCAUAAAGCCAGAACUACGGAUAAUCUUUACACAUAACAAGGCAGUUAUUUGGCAAAAGACCAGGGUGUCAGAUCACAAAAUGUCCUUUAUGUCAGUUCUGGGAACUGCCGUUAUGGGCAGCAUGGUACCUUUUCAACAUCGCUGUGAAGAUCCUGAGGUACUUCUCUCUGGAUUUCUUCCAAAACCUGAAUCAGACAAUUCUUUGACAAGUCUUUCAAGUUCAGAAAGGAGUUUCAUCUAUAUAAACAAUAGGCCAGUACAUCAAAAGGAAAUAUUAAAGCUGGUUCGACGGUACUAUAAUCUGAAGUCACAUAAAGAUUCUUCUCGUUCGUAUCCUGUUUUCUUUAUUAAUAUUACUGUACCGACCUCUACUGUGGAUGUUAAUUUAACGCCUGAUAAAACUCAAGUUUUACUUCAUAAUAAGGAAUCUGUCUUAUCUGCUGUUGAAAAUGUAUUGACAUCGCUGUAUGGGCUACCACCUGAUACAGUUUCUUGUGAAGCUAAAAAAACAGAUGUUACCUCAGCGGACGUAGUUGUUAAUGAAACAGAACAAACAGAUGUGCUGGUUAAUAAAAUGGAACCAUUUGGAAACAGUGAUCCACAUGCACAUACUUCAUCCUUUUCAUUCAGUAAUGAUGUGCAAAAUGGUCAAGCAGGAAAAAACACAGAGGUCUGCUUAAAGCAUCAAAGAUUUUCUAGUGAUAGUACUCAUGGUCUCCUCAAUAGAAAAGAAGUUUCUGGCACUGACGUGACUGUGAGUGAUAUAUUUCAAGACAGUUCCAUAAAUAAUUUAUCAUGUGAGGACAGCCAGAAUGGAUAUAGUGUAACAUUAACCCUAGAUGGCAGUACUCACAUGGACACUCAAUCUAAAAACAGAAGUGAGCAUCCUGUGAGAGCCAGUUACACUAAUGAAGUGGAAAAAAAUGAGGCAAAUACAGUCCCUGAGUAUGUAUCUGAAAUCUCUGCUGAUAAUUGGAGCAAGGGGAAUGCACUUAAAAAUGCUACAGGAGAGAACCUGGAACCUGUAAAGAUUCUGAUCCCUGAAGUAGGAGGAAUAACAAAUCAUAAGGCAAAUGAAAAUACUGAUGAACAAGAUCAUGAUCAGCAGAGUUCCAAUCAAAAUAUUAAAAAAACGAAUGUGGUUAAUGAUAAAGCAGGACAGAUCAUGGCCUAUGAUUUAAUUAGUAAUCAAAUAAUCAGGAAACCCAUGUCAGCAGUUGCCCUGUUCACCCAAGAAUAUCGUUCUAGAUUAUUAACUGAUAAUCCAAAGGCCAACAUGGAGGACUUGAUGCUGAAAAUUGAAGGACUAUGGGAGAAACUGAGCAGAGAGGAGAAAAAGAAGUAUGAAGAAAAAGCCACGAAAGACCUGGAACGAUACAACAGACAAACCAAGAAAGCUGUGGAGCAGAGAAUACAGAGAUCAACAAAAGAGACAGAAAAAAGAUGCAAGUCCAAACUGAAGACUUCUCUCUCUGACCAGCAGAAACUUGACAAACUUUUUCAGUCUCAAAUUGAAAAGAAACAGAGACAUAACCAAGAUAUGAAAAUUGUACAGGUGCCCUUUUCUAUGAGUUCUUUCAAACAUAAACUUCAGAGGCUUGAGAAGAAAAAUUUUGAUAAAAACGAGUCUUGCCUAAUCUGUCACCUGAGUUUUCCUGAUGCAUGGAUAAUGGCUUCUGAAAAAAAAAUCAUGUUGCUAAAUCCGUAUAGAGUGGAAGAAGCCCUACUUUAUAAAAAACUACUGGAGCAACACAAACUUCCUGUAGAGAAACUGGACAAGCCAAUUGUAUUAACUGACAGUUUGUUCAGCGGAUCUCAUUAUAUGGAUUCUCUCUACAAUAUGACAAAGGAUUGCCAAAAAUUAAAUGGAUCAAUUUAUUUGUCGGAUCCAAGGCUUAUAGCAAAUGGUUUUAGGAUAAAAGUGAUACCAGGAUAUUCAGCUACAGAAAACCAGCUGGAAAUAGAAGGAAUGGCUAAUUGUCUGCCAUUCUAUGGUAUAUCAGAUUUAAAAGAAAUUCUGAAUGCCGUGAUAAACAAAAAUGCAAAGGAAGUAUAUGAGUGUAGACCUCUCAAAGUGAUAAAUUACUUGGAGUGACCCUCCUUUGGCAACUCCAAAGGGCAGUAUUGACUACUACUUCCAGAGGGAGCUAUAUCCAGUCCUCCUGGCUGGAGGGAAAUGCAUGAUGAUGCAGGACCUUUCAGGCUGGGAGAAAAAGGGAUGGCAUCCCUGAAUUGUGGGAGGGAAUGAAGUAGCUCAAGCUUAAAAAUUCCUGAACUCGUCUUCAUUUUUGUAUAACAUGAAGGAAGGCAGCAGGCAAGAGGUAAGGAAUACUGGCUAAGUAAUAUGAUUAAAUUACCAAGUUAGCAGUGCCACUUGAAAGAGACCUUAAGGUUUUGUAUGUUGUCAGCUUUCAAUGAAGUGAAUAAAUUAAGGAAACUAAAAAGAUCAAGAAGUGCUCCGCAUCUCGUAAGAUUGGACCCUAAAAGAAAGUACAAACAUGACCAACAGAUUGGCAACACAAGUUCUUUCUCUUUGUGUUCUGACCUGAUAUCUUGCAUAGUACCUUGAAAUGUCUUGUAAGACUUAUGCUUAGAGUUGUAGUUUAGAUGCUGGGGUUGAAUAUACUGGUAAUAAGUAGAAUUUACCACUAGAAAAGAGAAAAAUGGAAUAAACUACUACUGCCUGAUGAGUUUAUUGAAGCCACAAGUUAAUCUGAUACAAGGUAGCACUAUAAAAUUAAUG
This is a messenger RNA of Chelonoidis abingdonii (Abingdon island giant tortoise), 3310 nucleotides long. It is a transcript of the gene PMS1, whose product is annotated as PMS1 homolog 1, mismatch repair system component. Gene Ontology annotation, biological process: mismatch repair. Gene Ontology annotation, cellular component: MutLalpha complex. The record is from RefSeq and is a predicted model, not a curated record. NCBI's taxonomy places the organism in Eukaryota, Metazoa, Chordata, Testudines, Testudinidae. Gene Ontology annotation, molecular function: ATP-dependent DNA damage sensor activity; ATP binding; mismatched DNA binding.